GCUUCCCUCCUUCGUCCUAGUGCGCACGCACAGCUCCGCCCCCGCCCCUUCGGCGCUCGGGAGGCCGAGUCCGCACGAAGAUGGCGGCGCCGCUCGUCCCCCUCUCGCAGCAGAUUCCCAGUGGAAACCCGUUAUACGAAUCUUACUACAAGCAGGUGGACCCUUCCUACACAGGGAGAGUUGGGGCCAGCGAGGCUGCGCUUUUUCUGAAGAAGUCGGGGCUCUCUGACAUCAUCCUGGGGAAGAUAUGGGACUUGGCAGACCCCGAAGGUAAAGGGUUCUUGGACAAACAGGGCUUCUAUGUUGCGCUGAGAUUGGUGGCCUGUGCACAGAGUGGCCACGAAGUCAGCUUGAGCAAUCUGAGCCUUACCAUGCCACCACCGAAAUUUCAUGACACCAGCAGCCCACUGAUGGCCACACAACCGUCUACAGAGACCCACUGGGCUGUGCGGGUGGAAGAAAAGGCCAAGUUUGAUGGCAUCUUUGAAAGCCUUCUGCCAGUCAAUGGUCUGCUCUCUGGAGACAAGGUCAAGCCAGUCCUCAUGAACUCGAAACUCCCUCUGGAUGUGCUGGGCAGGGUCUGGGACCUCAGUGACAUUGACAAAGAUGGACAUCUGGACCGAGAUGAAUUUGCUGUGGCCAUGCACUUGGUGUACCGCGCCUUGGAGAAGGAGCCAGUGCCCUCCGUCCUGCCCCCAUCCCUCAUCCCACCCUCCAAGAAGAAGAAGACGGUGUUCGCAGGUGCUGUGCCCGUCCUGCCUGCCAGCCCUCCACCCAAGGACAGCCUCCGCUCCACGCCGUCCCACGGCAGCGUCAGCAGCCUCAACAGCACAGGCAGCCUGUCCCCAAAGCACGGCGUCAAGCAGACUCAGCCACCAGUGGCCUGGGUGGUGCCUGUGGCAGAUAAGAUACGCUUUGAUGAGAUCUUCUUGAAGACUGACCUGGACCUUGAUGGCUACGUGAGUGGCCAGGAAGUGAAGGAGAUCUUCAUGCACUCGGGCCUCACACAGAACCUUCUGGCACACAUUUGGGCCCUGGCCGACACGAGACAAACAGGGAAGUUAAGCAAAGAGCAAUUCGCGCUGGCUAUGUAUUUCAUCCAGCAGAAGGUCAGUAAAGGCAUCGACCCUCCUCAAGUCCUGUCGCCUGACAUGGUGCCGCCCUCGGAGAGAGGCACUCCCAUUCCGGAUAGCUCAAGUGCUCUCGGGUCAGGGGAGUUCACUGGUGUGAAAGAGCUGGAUGACAUUAGCCAGGAGAUUGCUCAGUUGCAGAGAGAGAAGUACUCGCUGGAACAGGACAUCAGAGACAAGGAAGAGGCCAUCAGACAGAAAAGCAGCGAAGUGCAGGAGCUACAAAAUGACCUGGACAGGGAAACCAGCAGUUUGCAGGAGCUCGAGGCUCAGAAGCAGGAUGCCCAGGACCGCCUGGAUGAGAUGGACCAGCAGAAAGCCAAGUUGCGGGACAUGCUGAGUGACGUGCGUCAGAAAUGCCAGGAUGAGACCCAGAUGAUCUCAUCAUUGAAAACCCAGAUUCAGUCUCAGGAGUCAGACUUGAAGUCCCAGGAAGACGACCUCAACCGGGCCAAGUCAGAGCUGAAUCGGCUGCAGCAGGAGGAGACACAGCUUGAGCAGAGCAUCCAAGCUGGGCGUGCCCAGCUGGAGACCAUCCUCAAGUCCUUGAAGUCCACGCAGGAUGAGAUCAACCAGGCGAGAAGCAAGCUAUCACAGCUGCAGGAGAGCCGCCUAGAAGCUCACCGGAGCCUGGAACAGUAUGACCAGGUGCCUGAUGGGGUCUCUGGCACCAACCUGCCUGACCUGGCCACCCUGAGCGAAGGCGUCUUGCUGGCAGAGAGGGGCGGCUUUGGAGCCAUGGUAAAGGUCGAGACGAUCCUUUCAAAAACAAAGCCUUACUGUUUAGCAACAACUCCCAAGACCUGCAUCCAGACCCCUUCCAGGCGGAGGACCCCUUCAAGUCUGACCCGUUUAAAGGCGCCGACCCCUUCAAAGGUGACCCCUUCCAGAAUGAUCCCUUCACAGAGCAGCAGACGGCAGCCACAGACCCAUUUGGAGGAGACCCUUUCAAAGAAAGCGACCCAUUCCACAGCUCCACCACUGAUGACUUCUUUAAGAAACAGACAAAGAACGACCCAUUUACCUCAGACCCCUUCACGAAGCACCCUUCCUUACCUCCGAAGCUCGACCCAUUUGAAUCCAGUGAUCCCUUCUCUUCCUCCAGCAUCUCCUCGAAAGGAUCAGAUCCCUUUGGGACCCUGGACCCCUUUGGAAGCAGCUCCUUCAGCAGUGCCGAGGGCUUCGCUGACUUCAGCCAGAUGUCAAAGCCCCCACCUUCUGGCCCCUUCUCCUCCUCCUUGGGAGGCACAGGAUUCUCAGAUGACCCCUUUAAAAGUAAACAGGACACUCCCGCUCUGCCUCCGAAGAAGCCCGCUCCUCCACGGCCCAAACCGCCCAGCGAAGCAGCAGCUGGACAGAAGGGCGCGGCUGUGUACACACUGCUGGGUGGUAAACAGUGGUGUAUUUUCUGCAACGGACGGAGAUGGAGAUCAGUCACAACUCACCGCUGAAGUUUCUAGGUAAAAGUUGUUGAUUUGCAAAGAGAGAAACAGAUUUUUUUUUAAGUGCAGGAAAUGGCUGUGUGGGCGUCAGUGAUUGGGCUGCCUGAGAUAGCGGGAUCCUGGCGGGCCCCACCCUGCCACUUCCUGCCAGCGCUGCCCCAGAGACACCCCUCACCAGCCAGUCACCUUUAACCUCUCCCCAAGUUAACGAUCAUCUUUAUUACUGCUCAUGACCUCCGUGCCACCCUGCAAGGUCAGGCGCCUAAGGAAAGGCGCUAAGGUCUUGCCAGCUUUUUGCUCUUUCCCACAAUGCCACCUACAGUGCACUUAUUUUAGUGAGCAGCCCUCAUCCGAGCCGCAUGAGAAUGGUCUGGCCCGCUGUGAGAUUGGAUGUCCCUUCCAAGGCAGACGACGCGUCCUCUCCACCCAUGUGAGAUCUAGGCACAGUGGCCUGAGUUCCUGUAGGUCACUGUGGUCUGCGGAAUACAGGCACAGGGAAUGUUCUAGGGCUGUAAGCAGUCCACUGCAGUGUGUUCUCAACCCUCCUGUGAGGUCCCAGGCCAAGGACAGAACCUGUGUAUCUGGACCCUGGUAUUGGCCAUGCUGUGCCCAAGCCUUUCGUUGCUGUGUAUUGGCAAAUGGCAUCGCCAUCUGAGCCUGUGGUUAGCACCUCUGCCCUGAAUGUAACUAGUUUAAUUCCGUUCCCACGAUGGUGGCAAAGAGAUAAUGCAGUGGGUACACUGGAGAGUUUAGAAUUGGGCACACUUGUUUCAUUUCAGGAAGAUUCUGGCAUUUGCUAGCCAGCCAGGAUGAGAAGAAGGCUCCCAACUAGCCCGAGACACCUAAACUGGUGGGGCACCAACACCCCAUCUUGCCCUCACUCAAGGCAGCCCUCAGGGUCUGUCCCAGAGCCUGGUGUAACCAGCCUACUGCAGAUGCUGGCUGAGGAGGUGCCCAUGUGCUGCAAGGGAGUCCAUGCUUCUCCAGCCGGUCUCAGUGACAUGGCAGCUCCCGUUCUGCAGAGUUAGCAGAGCAGUUUGAAAAUAGGCUUGUCCACUUCGGCACUCUCACCCAUCUGCACCCAGCAGGGCGGAUCCGGUAGGUGUCCUUGUAACCUGUAUGCAGUAACAUGUAAAUGCCCCCCAGGGGUGCCUCCCCAUCCAGACAGUGGGGGUCCUGAAAAGCCUGCAGGAUGUCAGCCUAGAGAAGUAGUCUUCCUUUCUGCCUGCAUCUGUGGCUGUGAGUGGGCAGGAACAACUAACUUCCCAGCCCUCACAGCUCACUAAAGGACUCAGGGAGGACUCCAGGUACAGCUUCCCCAGCCCUCUGGCGGGGUCAUUGUGGUCACUCACAGCUUGUCAGAAAGCUAAGUAAGGACCCUCCCCCAAGCUCUCCCUGGGCCCUUCCAUGGGUUCUGUGACCCUUUCCACCACAGGGCAUUCGCUCCCACUGCAGACGGACAGCACAGUCUGUGAUGACUUUGUUAAAUGUGCGUAUGCCUCUCCCUGCUGUUCUGGCUGUGUUGGCCCUUGUAGGAAAGAACAAAGAAGGCCUUGGCAGCCCCCCGUGGAUGUGCAGAGGGAGCACUUAGGGCUCCCCACGGUCUGGCUUCUCUGCAGAUAGCAUCUCCCUGCACGCCCACUGGAACCGAAGGGUCGUGUCAAAGACACUGAAAGAGCCAAUGCCUUUUCCGAGUGCGGGGGGCGGGGGGGGGGGGCUGGCAGUCUGUACAGCGAGAACUGACAGGUGUCAGGCAUGGUGGCGUGUGCUUAUGCACAUGGGGGCACGAGGUCCCACUGGGGCUGCAGAGUGAAACCCUGCCUCAGAAACACCAAAAACAAAUGACGGAACACAGGGCAGGUGGUGUGUAGCAAUUGGUAUCAGCCAGCCCCAGCCUGUUUUCUUCUGUAGGCUAAUGCUACCCCCUUCACAACCCUCGGGCUGUUAGAGAUCAGCCUUUGAGAAAACAACAGAAAAUUGUCUAUCUCACUAUAAAUCCACUUGUCGUUUGUGAACCCAAAGCAGGCGGCCACCCUUUCCGUGGUGGAGUGAGUGACACCAUGUCCAGCCGUCCUGCCAGCCCAGUCAUUCCCAUGACCCCUGCCCGCUGCACAGCAGACAAAAACAGCCCAAGCACAGGUGGGGAUGACAAAUAUUUGUUCAGCUUUUCUGCUCUGCUCAGACCCAGACCUCAUCCUGUCCCUCCAAUGCGCCAAGCAAGUCUUCUCAAAAUUUGGUAAAUAUUUUUGGUGGGAAAUGUCGGCACCAUGCUGUGAUCCGGGACCUCAGAUUUUAUCUCCUGGGUUACACUGCUGUGCUGUGCUAUGCUGUGAUCUGCCUGUGUGCAGGACUCCUGCCUGCAAGCCCGAAAUGGCCCGGGCACCAAGGCUGCCAGAGCGAGUCAGGAGGAAAACGGAGGUGCAAGCAGAAGAUCCUUUCAUGACAGUUGAAAGUUUGAGUCAGGCGAUCUGAUUUCUCUCUCCUCUGUCCCCACUUAGUCUUUGGUUUGCUGGUAAGCUGGGGCAGAGAGGGAUGAGGUCCCUGGUGAUGUUUGGUGUCCCUGCCUGGUGUAAUGUCCCUCACUAAUUCCCAUCAAAAGGGCUCGAGGAAGCCUGGCAGUGGGAACGACCAGUGCUGCGUAGGAUACAGGGCUGGUGGUGUGGUGCCGUGUUGGGUGCACAGUAGUGUGGGAGCUCCUGGGGUGCACAGGGUGAUGACGGGUGGGGCAGCUGCCCUGACCACAAACCUUUAGUCUUUGUUUUCUAGUUGUCUUUUUUAAGGGGUGUUUUUCCUGUAUUUAUCUCUCAUCUGCAGAACUGCGUUUUCUAAGUACAGCAAUGAAUUGUGUCAACAGAACUUAAGAGUUUGGCAGAGGCAAGCGCAUGCUGUCUCUUGGUUGCGCCCCCCCCCCUUUUUUUUUUACAGAAGGAAUUGUCACCCUGUAGCCCAGGCUGGCUUGCCUGGAACUCAUGUUCCCCCUGCCUCACAACCUUCAGAGUGCUGAGGUUAGAGGUGUACAUCAUUCCAUGUGUGUGUGCUGGUGAGAGUCAGGGCAUCCCACAUGCCAGGCAACUGGAGUGUGCUGACCCUGGGUGGGGCCUGGUGUUUGAUCUCUCCUAACUCAAUUUUCUAGGAACUCUACGCCCCAGACCUCUGACUGUCUCCCUGUACCGGCUCCUUGAAUUGAGAGUCAGCCCUCAUGGAGCUGGUUAUUGACAUCUUGGGAAUGGCUCGAGGGGUCCCUGAAAAGCGAGCUGAGAAAGGCAAAGGUGGUUCUCUUGUCUCUGUGUGCUGGGAGACACACAGCCUGGAAAAUUAAACUCUUACCAGGGUGGGGCUGGCCACUAAGUAACUUUUUUUUUUUUUUAGCAGAGUGUGCUGUGGUAAACCAUGGAGUUCGUGUUGUUUUUGCCGAAGUCAGUGCUGUGUGUGGUUUCGGUACACCGCUCGGGCGGCUGUUGAAACUGCUGUGGUUUCCACAUAAGGCCUACUGUGCCUCUUCAGUCCCCUCAGCUAGUGCAGCGGGCCGGGGGGUACGGGCCAGGGGUGCCAUGCCUGCUGUGGCAUCAAACUCAGAGAUCCCCCUACCUGAGUAUUCCAAUCACAGGUGUGUGCCACCGUACCUGACCAAACAAUUCUCAUUGUUGUUGCUAUUAAUGAUGCUUAGGGACUUCAUUU
Mesocricetus auratus (golden hamster) is the source of this 6250-nucleotide messenger RNA. RefSeq names its product epidermal growth factor receptor pathway substrate 15 like 1 (gene Eps15l1). The coding region runs from base 81 to 2594 and encodes 837 amino acids. The transcript has 24 exons. Gene Ontology annotation, molecular function: cadherin binding; calcium ion binding. NCBI's taxonomy places the organism in Eukaryota, Metazoa, Chordata, Mammalia, Rodentia, Cricetidae. The record is from RefSeq and is a predicted model, not a curated record. Gene Ontology annotation, cellular component: plasma membrane; clathrin coat of coated pit; cytoplasm. Gene Ontology annotation, biological process: endosomal transport; endocytosis.